Aspergillus welwitschiae is the source of this 3156-nucleotide messenger RNA. RefSeq names its product DUF3659 domain-containing protein. The record is from RefSeq and is a predicted model, not a curated record. Bases 1 to 3156 code for a protein of 1051 amino acids. NCBI's taxonomy places the organism in Eukaryota, Fungi, Ascomycota, Eurotiomycetes, Eurotiales, Aspergillaceae. The transcript is spliced from 4 exons.
AUGGCAGCUACCCAUGAGGAUGUAAGGCAGUUGGAGUCGCUGGGAAAAGGAGAGACUCUCAAGAAACCGUCUGCUGUACGCAAGAAGGCCCCUCCAAAGCUUGCGAAGCUAGAUAAGAAAGAGAAAGUGGAAAAGCCUACCUUAGCUGAGAAACCCGAAGAACAAGGGGAGACUGAGAAAGUGGGAGAUGUUAGUGCUGGAAAAACACCUGAAGCGGGUCUAGAAGAACAGGUUGGGCAGGUGGAGGAUAAAGCAGGCCGGGCAGGAGAAGAAGCAAAAGAAGAAGCAGAAGAAGGACUGGAGGGAGAGGACAUGGAAGGAGAGGACAUGGAGGAAGAGGAGGAGGAGGAAGAGCCGGAGCAGCAACGUGGGCCUCUCGAACAGAGAGAAGCCAUGCCGCCAGACACUGCGGCAGGUUCUUCGUCCACUGCGGGGCUAGUGGACAAGGGUAAGGCAGCGGCCGUGCAACUGGGCCAGGUUGGCAAGGGCAUUCAAUCCAUGAAGGAUCAGGUCCCCACUGGAAUGGUGGAUCAAGUCCAACAGAAGGCCGAAGAAGGUGUGCAAGAGCCCACCGAGGGAAUGGUAGAGCCUGAGAAAGAAGCAGGUCUUGGAGAUGCCGUACCAAAGCCAGAUAUAUCGGAAGUGAAGGAAGCGGCAAUGGGCCUCGGGGACCUGAAAGGCCUCUCGGUUGGUGAAGGCGGGAACAUUGUCAAUGCAGAGGGAAAAACCAUCGGGAAGGUUGUUGAAGGCGAUCCAGCUGACCUUGUUGGUCAGAUUGUUGAUGAUGAUGGAGAGAUUCUGGACGAGGAUGGAGACUUGAUUGGACGUGUUGAAGUCGUGACUGAAAAGAUUGAUGAACUUCCCAAGGCCGAAGAACUGGCGGAGAAGCCGCAAUUGCCAGAUAUAUCGACUCUCGAAGGCCUAAAAUGUACCAAGUUCGGCAGUAUUCUGGAUGCUCACGGCAACCUAGUUGGGGAGCUGGUCGAAGGCGAUGCGAAGAGGCUCUUUCGAGGAGGGUUUGAGCUGGACGAUAAGGGCCAGUUCUGGGAUCACCGCGGAAAUGUUAUUGGCAAGGUACAGCCUGUUCUGCCGGAGACGGAAGAAACCAGCAUUUUCGAAGGAAUGAAGGAUCUGUAUGUUGACAAGGAGGGGUGGGUGCUAGAUGACAACGGUCAACGCGUUGGACAGGUAGUUGAAGGGGAUGCCAAAAAGCUCGCGGGUCGCGCGGUUGAUGAGGACGGCGAUAUUCUCGAUCGACAUGGAAACCUGCUGGGCCGUGCAGAGCCCUGGCAGGAGCCAGAAGAAGUUGCAGAAGAGGCGGUGGAGGAGAAGAAGCCGGAUCUCAGUUCUCUGGAAGGGCUCAAGCCCACCAAGCUUGGCCUCGUGAUCGGGCCGGACCAAGUUCCUCUGGGCAAAGUCGUUGAGGGUGAUCCCAAGCACCUUGCCGGCCGAACCAUUGCGUCGGAUGGUCUCAUCUGGGGCGACAAUGGGGAGGUCAUUGGACAGGUGGACCUGAUCCCCGAGAAUGAGCGGAAAGACCUCAGCCGGCCAUUCCAGGGAUGCAUGGACCUGAUGGUGAAUGGGUCUGGCUGGGUGGAGGAUGGCGACGGGAACAUCGUGGGUCGCGUGAUAGAAGGGGAUCCCGAGAAGCUCCAGGGAUAUGAUGUCGACGAGGACGGAGAGAUUGUGGACCAGCAUGGGACCGUCUUGGGGCGAGCUGCACCAUGUGAACCCCCCGCUGAGGAGGUGGAGGCACCCGAUCUGUCUGUAUUAGCCGGCAAGGUGGUAAACAAGAUGGGCAACGUCGUGGAUACAAACGGAGUGGUUUUUGGACGGUUGGUGACAGGCAAUCCUCGAAAGCUGGCCGGCAAGUCCGUGGAUGAGCAGGGCCAGGUUUGGGAUGCUGCAGGCCACGUUGUCGGCCAAGCCGAGCUCAUUCCCGAUGCCGAGCGAGAGCGGCCAGAGGGCCCUUUCAGCGGCCUGGAUGGCUUGACGGUGAAUAAGGAGGGACAGGUUGUCGAUCCGAACGGCACACCGGUCGGUCGUCUAGUCGAAGGAGACGCUCGACGCCUAGCUGGGCGCGCCGUGGACGAUGAUGGGGAGGUCCUUGACUCGGCUGGGAAUUGCAUCGGCCGGGCUGAGCCAUGGACUGCCCCCGAGGAACCGGUCAGUCCCAUGGCUGGCCGUAAAGUUAAUCGGGAGGGAGAGGUCCGCGAUGAAGAUGGUAAUCUCAUUGGCAAGCUCACCCAGGGAGAACUGUCGAACCUCAUCGGUCGAACGAUUGAUAAGGAUGGCUAUGUCGUGGACAGUGCCGGCAAUAAGAUCGGGGAAUGUACCCUGCUGGAGAAUUUGCCUCCAGAGCCAGAGCCCGAGGAACCGGAAAUGUCCCCCGAGGAGCGCGAGAAGCUGGCUCAACAGGAAGAGGAAAAUGAGCUGGCCAAAAAGAUGUGCUCCAUUAUUCAGCAGGCUUUAGAUUCCUUGGAACCCAUGUGUCGCAUGAUCACUCAGCAUAUUGAAAAGGCCAAUAGUACACCCAAGGAUGAGCUGGAUGAAGAGGCACUGGUCAAGGAGGUGAAACCGCUAAUCGAAGAGGCUGGCGCCAUUUUGCAGGAGUGUAAGGGAGCCCUGCGAGCCUUGGAUCCAGAUGGUCACAUUGCUGCCAAUGCCAAAGCCCGCAGUGCCUCCCAAGAAGCCACCCCACAGGAGCAUCAUCUAGCCGAACUACUGAAGGACUUGACCAAGCUAGUGACAGAGACGAUCGAACGGGGUAAGAGUCUGAUUGCCGACAUGCCCCAUGCGAAGAAAGAGAUCAACCCGCUCUGGGCGCUGUUGUCGGAGCCUUUGUUCCAGAUCAUCGCGGCCGUCGGUCUCUUGCUCAGUGGCGUUCUCGGGCUUGUGGGCAAACUUCUGAACGGUCUGGGUCUGGGAAAUCUUCUUCAGGGGCUCCUGGGUGGCUUGGGGGUGGACAAGCUUCUCGAAGGUCUGGGACUGGGGACCAUCACGCAGGGAAUCGGGCUGGGUGGGAAGAAGAAUGAAGGGAAGAAGGAUUCGGAAAGUCUGUUUCCAGCGAUUCCGAGUGGCUGCAGGAAGGGAUUUCCGACGGUUGGCCCUGAUACACGCAAGGGCCCCGUCAGAGGUGUAAUAUCUUUAAAAUGA